Messenger RNA from Cladocopium goreaui, 234 nucleotides. The record is from the annotation of a GenBank genome assembly. Lineage: Eukaryota; Dinophyceae; Suessiales; Symbiodiniaceae.
AUGGCGGUUCUAUGCCCUGGGUGGUUGCUUCAGAGUCUUGCCGUGCUCCACAUAGCGGCGACCUUGUCAAACCAGGCUUUCUGGCAAGCCUUGAGCGACUGCUUCCGGGAAGGGCUGGUAGGGUCCUUGCAACCGCCCGAUCGCAUCUACAUGGGAGACGUCGUCCUGCAGAGCGCUUUCUUUCAAAGACCCUUGCUCCUGCAGAUGGGUGGUCCGAAACUGGGUGGAUUUUAA